CUAAAUUAGUUUUGUUUUCCUGGGUAUUACGUGCCUCAGCGAAUCGUAUUGGAAAGGCUAGGGCAUGUCCCUUCAGUCGCAGCUGUAGUCGUUUUCAUUAUCGGAUGACUGAGUCACGAUGGCCUCGGAUGACGAUGAAAUACAUGAACGCCUCAUAGAAGGCUUCACUGAGAGACUCCAACAUAUUAUAAACGUAGAGGAGGUACUGGGAUAUUUACAUUUCAUUGAAACCGCACGAAAGGAACCGAUCGUUCAGAAACUGAACACAGAGGGUAAUGCAUCGGCUGCGAAGUUGCUUAUUAGUGUGGUCGUUGGGAAGCCUCAUACAGAAGGCUGGUUCAGGGCCUUCGUUGACGCCUUGCACCAUGGAGGCUCCAAACUUGCUGCUGACUACUUGGAGUCAAACCCCCCAGACCCCGAAGUGGAGGCGGAGAAUGAUUACUGUGUCCAGCUUAUUCAGUUAUUGGCUCCCAGUCUGGUGGACAUGAAAACGGAAGAAGUGUGCACCCAUUGUUUUUCUCGAAAGCUCCUAAAUGAUGUUGACAAAGACAAGAUUCUAGCUGAAACGCGUAAUAAAGGAAACAGAAGUGGAGCCAGUGUACUUCUGAGCAGAAUCGUGAGAUGUCGACCGGGUUGGAUCUCUGAAUUUCAGGAAAUUCUGCGCAUCACUGAACACAAACGCCUGUAUGAGCUGACUGGAGGAUCACCUGAAUGUAUAAAGCCGAAGAAAGAUGCUGCAGCAGAAGACAACCCGGAGGCUGAAAGCUGCCAGGGUGAGGAGUCCAUGGAAAUCGAUGUCACCGAGGGACCUCCAUAUGACUCCACAGGUCUAUAUGCAAGCGCUGAAAAGUUCAGUAUUAUGGAGAACCUACACCCAGAUUUAAGUGACUGUCCAGCAGCAGAAGCAGCAGGAACCACAAAAGAAGGCCCAAAAGAAACAGAUGGUUUUCUUCGGGACUAUCAGAUGGAGGUGGCCCAGCCUGCCUUGAAAGGGGAAAACAUUAUUAUUUGCCUCCCCACAGGAAGCGGUAAAACCAGAGUCGCAGUGUACAUUACCCAAAAACAUCUGGACAGCAGGAGAGCAGAGGGGAAAUCAGGGAAGGUGGUUGUCCUGGUGAACAAGAUUCCUCUUGUGGAGCAGCAUUUCUCCACUGAGUUUUGGCCCUCCCUGAAGCCCAAGUACAAAGUGGAGAGGGUCAGCGGAGACUCCCAGCUCAAAAUUUCCUUCACUAAAACUGUAGAAAGAAACGACAUCAUCAUCUGCACGGCCCAGAUUCUUGAAAAUUACUUGGAGAGGGCUGACAGCGGAGAGGAUGAAGGGGUGAAGCUAAGCGAUCUGACACUGAUCAUAAUAGAUGAAUGUCACCACACCCAGAAAGGAGGAGUCUACAACCACAUCAUGAUGCGGUACUUGAAACAAAAGCACAAGAACAUAAAGCUCAAGAAGACGGAGAAGAAGCUCGUACCGCUCCCUCAGAUCCUGGGCCUGACCGCCUCACCAGGGGUCGGGGGUGCCAACACACUGAGUAAAGCUGAGGAGCACAUCCUGCGAAUUUGUGCAAACUUGGAUGCUUCCAAAAUCAUGACAAGAAGCCUUGGGAAAGAUAAAAAGGAACAAAGAAAAUCUAUUCUGACCGUCGAACCAAGAAAAGAGGAUCCCUUUGGUUGUGUGAUCAAGACAAUCAUGAAUGCCAUUCAUGAACAUGCCGAGCUUAGCCCCACCUGUGACCUGGGCUCUCAGAAUUAUGAACAAUGGGCUGUUCAAAGAGAGCGGCAAGCCGCCAAAGAUGGAGACCAGGCAGUGCGGGUCUGCGCAGAGUACCUGCGUCGGUACAAUGAAGGUCUGAUUCUGAGCAACACCAUUCGCAUGUGCGACGCCCUCAGUUACCUGAACAAAUUCCACGAGGAGCAAAUCAAGAAGAAAACGACACCAGAUGAAGAGCAGAACAUACAAAUAACAGAAACAGAGAGAUUCCUGUUCAAUUUGUUUAAAGACAAAAAGGAAGAGCUGGAGAAGCUUGCAAGGGAUCCAAAGUACGAAAACGACAGCCUGUCAAAACUCAGAACUAAAAUUUUGCAAGAGUUCAGCACCAGGGAGAUGGCCCGAGGGAUAAUUUUCACCAAAACACGUCACAGCGCUAUAACUCUUAGCCAGUGGAUUCAAGAAAACCCCAAGUUUGCUGACAUUGGAGUAAAACCUUCUCAUGUCAUUGGAGGAGGAGACCAGAGUGAUACUAAACCAAUGACUGCUGCAGAACAAAAGGAUGUGUUAAAAAAGUUCAGAACCGGUGAACUUAACCUGCUAAUUGCUACAACAGUGGCAGAGGAAGGUCUGGACAUACCAGCAUGCAAUUUUGUUAUCCGAUAUGGCCACGUGACCAAUGAAAUUGCUAUGAUUCAGUCUCAAGGCAGAGGACGAGCUGAUGACAGCACAUACACCGUCGUGGAUGUAAAGAACUCAGGUGUUGCUGAAAAGGAGUGUGUCAAUGAAUACCGUGAGGAUAUGAUGAACAAAGCCAUUCAGAAAAUCAAAGCCUUAAGUCAAGUGAAUUACAACAAACAGAUCACUGAGUUUCAAAUUCAGGCUAUAAUGGAGGAAAGAAUGAGACAGGUAAAGCAGAAGAAGAAGGCUAUUAAGGAUGAGAGCCCAUCUGCUGUGAAGUUUAGCUGUCGAAACUGUAUCCAAAACAUCUGCAGCGGUGAAGACAUCCAUGUCAUUGAAGACAUGCACAAAGUCAAUGUUACGGCACAGUUUAGGAAACAUUUCAUUCAGAGAGAAAACACAUCUCUUCAGGAGCGACGUUUGGAUUAUGAGACCAAUGGUGUCAUAGCUUGCAAAGCCUGUGGUCAGACAUGGGGUUCGAUGAUGUGGUACCGUGGGAUUGAGCUGCCCUGCCUCCAUGUGAAAAACUUUGUGGUGAAUAUAAAUGGGAAAAAGAACAGCAACUACAGCAAGUGGAGCGACCUCCCUGUCAAGUUUCCUGCCUUCGAUUACAUCGAACAUGCCAGCCUGAUGGCACAGAGCUCAGACGAUGAAGAAACAGAAUGAACCCGAAAAAACAAAUCAAAUAACCUUUUUUUGUUGAGGGGUGGUUACGCCUCAUGCAUCCAUUGAAGAAUGAACAGAAUUGGGGUUCAUUUUUACUUUACUUAGAUUUAAGUAUUUUUAUUGAGAACAAGUGGACCUUUUCUUCAAAUUUUGCACUUAGCUUAGAUAAUGCAUCAUUUAUUUUAAAUCUGAAUCGAUUUUCAAAAAUGACUUAAAACUGUAUUUUCUUCAGAAGUCAUUGUCGUCCCCUGAUAUAGGAGGCAGUGAGCCUGCGAUUGCCCCCCCAGAGCCCACCUGUCAAGUUGCAUGCACACAAACAGGUGCUGUUGACUCUGUUUAAUUCACCCAUCAGCGAGUGACUCACCACUGUUGAGACAGAGCUAUUUAAUGAGGCAACCUUUUUAACCUGUGUGUCCACAUCCUUUUGGAUGACCCUAACCAAUUGGGCAAUACUGCAAGUUGUACAGAUCUCUUCCAAAUGAACAUUUUUCUAGUAGGAAAAACAUUUGUUUAUGGUAAAAUUGAACUGAAAGUUGAACAGAUUCAUCUGCAUGUAGUUUUUUAAAAGAUGUGUUAAACAGAUGGCACUUUAAGUGUUACAUGAAACCUCUAAGACAGUGUUCUCAAGCUUUUCAGCUUCUGAUACACAAGAAAACACUGGAAAAGAUGUUAAUUAACUAAAGUUAAUUAACUAAAGUAACAGCAUCAUUAGGCAUUAUGUUGCUUCUUUUACAUUGUAGGUACUGUUUUUGUUUUUGUUUUUUUUUAACAGUUAUGGCAUAAAUAUGCUUUUACAAUUCUUUACUUUGAUCAUUUAGAUUUUUAAAUUUCUGUGGAGGAUCCCAAGACCCUACUCUUGUACCUCCAGAGGGGUACUGACCAAAACUUUCUGAACAGCCCCUCAAAGGGUAUUGCUUCAUGUGCACAGCACGUAGAGUACCUGACGUCUUUUCUUUUCAUGCCUAAAAAUCUAACAUUUGGCACAUGAAUGUAUUCAACUCCUCCCAUUACUUUGUUCCAUCACUAUCCUGUUGUCAGGAAAUUAUCUAGCUUCAUUUUCAUGUAGAUUUUGACCAUAUUUUAAGAACCAGUGAAGCAUGAGUUUAGCAAAAUAAAAUUUACACUGAUUAUAUUUGCUUAACUCACUCAGUUGAGAGGUACAUAAAAUCAGCAUGCAUGAUAACCUGUUUUGUUGUUGGGUUUGUGUGACUGCUAACAUUACCUGGGAUUUUAAUGAUUCAAAUAUUUUUGAUAGAAUGUCGACUAUACGAGGGGAUGUUUAUUGCUCAUCAAGAAAACACAAGUGCUCUUUGGUUUUAUGUAAUUUUACAUCUCCAAUAAAACUAUAUAAACGUU
Molecule: messenger RNA, 4405 nt
Organism: Girardinichthys multiradiatus
Lineage: Eukaryota; Metazoa; Chordata; Actinopteri; Cyprinodontiformes; Goodeidae
Gene: ifih1
Product: interferon induced with helicase C domain 1
Exons: 16
Coding region: 119-3049 (976 amino acids)
Biological process (GO): response to virus; positive regulation of interferon-beta production; innate immune response
Cellular component (GO): cytoplasm
Molecular function (GO): zinc ion binding; single-stranded RNA binding; double-stranded RNA binding
Source: RefSeq, a predicted model, not a curated record